Molecule: messenger RNA, 384 nt
Organism: Clonostachys rhizophaga
Lineage: Eukaryota; Fungi; Ascomycota; Sordariomycetes; Hypocreales; Bionectriaceae
Source: the annotation of a GenBank genome assembly
AUGUCUCACCCGUACUUCUCACACGCCUCUCUCGGGCUCUCCCUGAUCCCCACCUUCUUUGGCCUCAACAUGAUCUUCCGACCAGGCCCAACCCUCGAGUCCGUCAAGUUCCCAGUGCCAGCGGACCCCGAGGGCAAGAAGACGGUGUACUCAGUCAUGCACUUCUUCGGCGUCCGAAACAUCGCCGUCAGCUACCUCCUCGUCCUCAUCUGGUCCAGGGGGGACAACAGGCUCACUGCCAAGUCCCUCGUCGCCUGCCUCUGGGUUGCAGGCAUGGACGGCUUCAUCCAGCGCGCGCAGACCGGGGAGGGCCAAUGGACGCACUGGGGCUUCGUCCCCGUCGUGGCCGGUGUGGCAGCAGGUCUGAUGGGCUGGUUAAACUAG